AUGCCAUUCCAUGCUCAUCUCCAUGAACAAGGGCAGCAAGUACCGAGCACUUCGUCAGGUCUCCUCCAAUCUGCGCUAGGAUUGGGAGCGGUUGCCGCCCCAAACCUUCGAUCUGCGGCGGGAGUCUCCUCAGGCACCACCUCUGCAGGAACAGACACCUUCGCGCAGGGUAGCGACGCGAACUCAUACAGCAGCAGUAGAGGUCAAGAUGAUAUGGCCCAGCACCUGAACAGUGGGAGAGGGGGGAACGAUACGUCGUCGGCGCCAUUGUCAGCGUCGGGAUCAACGCUGCCCAACGAGUCCCAGCAAUUCAAUAUUAAUACUCCCCGGAGCACGCACACACAACGAGCAUCUGCAGACUUUCGCAUACCCUCCAACGCACCGCCACUGCAAGGAUACAGCACGCCCCAGCAGCAGCAAACACAAUCUUUCCAGGACUUGGCGUACUCGGGCAGCGCUGCGCCGUCUUUCAGUGUGCAGCAAGCCACGCCGCUGGGCUCCCACUCGCACUCCUCGAGUAUCCUGCCCUCCAACGCCGGGUCCGCAUUGAACAGUACCCUACCAGGCUCUCUGCAGCCUGCGGGCGGCGCCUCGAGACCAGCGACAUCGUACACGGCGCCCACCACAUUCCCCGCCAUGCAGCAACCACCGUUGCAAUCGAAUGCCUCGCAGUACGCAAAUGCGCAAGCACAACCGCCGUCGCGUACCAACACACUGCAUAGCCAUUCACGUAGCAGUCCGGGCAACAUGGACGGCACGCACAAGUACAUUCCCUUCAACCAGACGCCCACACAAACACCCGUGACGUCCAAUCCCAAAGCGUACAACCUCUCGAAUGCGCAUACGCCCUCCACUGGUCCUUCUCACAGCCCUCUGAAUCUCACAGACAUACGAUCACGGGCGAUCUCAGACGCCAACGAAGGUCCACAAGGGACAGCAUUCUUCAGCUAUUCAGAUUCGCCAACGAAUUCCAAUUACCUAGCGCCGUUUCCGACAUACGCCUAUGACUGGUGCAAAUGGCCUGUACCCGGUGGAAACAGCGCUGGAAAGAUGGCAGUGGGCAGCUAUUUGGAAGAUCCGCACAACUUUAUACAAAUCCUCGAUACACAAAUCACGCCUCAAGAGACGAGCGGGCAUGGAGGAGCACCGUAUGGGCUGGAAUACACAAAAGUGGCAGAAGCGACGUGCGCGUAUCCAGUGACAAGGAUACUAUGGGAACCGCCGAGUACCCAGAAAACGAGCACAGAUUUGUUGGCAACCAGUGGUGACCACUUGCGAUUAUGGAGCCUUCCUGCGCCCGGGACACCGCAUUCAACGAGCAGCAUCAACCGAAGCGCGAGUGCCAACACAAGAGAACCAGCGCCACAAAAGCUGCAACCUUUGGCGCUGUUGUCCAACAGCAAAACGCCAGAGCACACCGCACCUUUGACGUCGCUCGACUGGAACACGCUUUCACCAAAAUUGAUCAUCACUUCAUCGAUAGACACUACAUGCACGAUAUGGGACAUACCGACGCUAACCGCAAAGACCCAGCUCAUUGCACACGACAAAGAGGUCUUUGAUGUGCGGUUCUGUGCCGGCUCUGUGGAUGUGUUCGUAUCAUGUGGAGCUGACGGCAGUGUCCGCAUGUUCGACUUACGAAGCCUGGAACACUCGACAAUCAUCUACGAGCCGGCAGAGAAAGGCGACAAGUCUUCAUCCCCAACAGCCUCAUCCCCAACCAAAGGCGGACAGACGUUAUCACCAGCUCCUCCACUUUUGCGCCUAGCAGCAUCGCCGCACGACGCACACCUGCUAGCAACUUUCGCUGCAGACAGCAACCUGAUUCGCAUCCUAGACGUGCGACAACCCGGCACAGCACUUCUAGAACUUCGCGGACACCAAGCAGAUCUCCGAAGCAUAGAAUGGAACCCAAGUCGAAGAGGCAUGCUAGCAUCAGGAGCCGACGACAGCACGGUCCUGAUCUGGGACCUCCUCAACUCUCAAAACCAGGCCUCCGUGCCGCCAGCCGCGAACGGGAACGGAACUGGCGGCGAACCAACAGCCAAGGGGCCUUUCGCGAGCUGGAGAUGCGAGUAUGAGGUUGCCAAUGUUUCAUGGUCGCCGCAGAGUACCUUGACCCAACAAGGUGGCGAUUGGCUUGGUGUUUGUGCUGGAAGGGGUGUGUGGGGUGUUAAGCUCUAG
Messenger RNA from Fulvia fulva, 2184 nucleotides. RefSeq lists its product as uncharacterized. The transcript has 2 exons. NCBI's taxonomy places the organism in Eukaryota, Fungi, Ascomycota, Dothideomycetes, Mycosphaerellales, Mycosphaerellaceae. Bases 1 to 2184 code for a protein of 727 amino acids. Gene Ontology annotation, cellular component: nucleus. Gene Ontology annotation, molecular function: protein binding. The record is from RefSeq and is a predicted model, not a curated record.